Catharus ustulatus (Swainson's thrush) is the source of this 2019-nucleotide messenger RNA. It is a transcript of the gene TXNIP, whose product is annotated as thioredoxin interacting protein. Bases 159 to 1418 code for a protein of 419 amino acids. Gene Ontology annotation, cellular component: cytoplasm. Gene Ontology annotation, biological process: protein transport. NCBI's taxonomy places the organism in Eukaryota, Metazoa, Chordata, Aves, Passeriformes, Turdidae. Gene Ontology annotation, molecular function: ubiquitin protein ligase binding. The transcript is spliced from 7 exons. The record is from RefSeq and is a predicted model, not a curated record.
GCUUGGGGCUGAGCUGCGUUUUGGGGGUUCGCAGCGCCUCAAAACAAAGCGUUCCAUCCCUUUUUGCCCCGCACUUGCCUGGCUCGGGCGGCUUUUAUUGCUCCACGGAGAUAAAGCCCCGCAGCCGCUGCUCUUUGCUAGUCCGUGCUGCCCCAACCAUGGUGAUGUUCAAGAAGGUGAAGAGCUUCACGGUGGCCUUCAGCGAGCCUGACAAGGUCUAUUGCAGCGGGGACAAGGUGGCUGGGCGUGUGCUGGUGGAGGUGGCCGAGAUGACCCGUGUCAGCUCCGUGAAGGUGUUGGCAUGCGGUGUGGCCAGGGUGACCUGGGCCAAGGGCCCGGCCCAGUGCCGGCAGGAGAUGGAGUACCUGCGCUUCGAGGACGUGCUGGCGCUUGAGGAGCAGCCCACGGAUGAGGACGGCUCUGUCAUCCUGAGACCUGGGAACAAGUAUGAGUACAAAUUCGGCUUCGAGCUGCCCCAAGGGCCGGUGGGCACCACAUUCAAAGGGAAGUAUGGCUCCGUGGAUUACUGGGUGACGGCGUCUCUGGAGCGUCCGGCCUGCCCCACACAGAAGGUCAAAAAACGUUUUGAGGUGAUGGAUCCUGUGGAUGUGAACACCCCGGAAUUGCUGUCACCGGUUGCAGCCAAGAAGGAGAAGAAAGUGUCGUGUAUGUUCAUCCCAGAUGGACGCGUGUCUGUCAGCGCCCAGAUCGACAGGAAGGGCUUCUGUGAAGGUGACGAGAUCUGUAUCAAUGCGGACUUCGAGAACACCUGCUCACGCAUCGUGGUGCCCAAGGCGGCCAUCGUGGCCAAGCACACAUACCUGGCCAAUGGCCAGACCAAGGUCUUCUCCCAGAAACUCUCUUGCGUUCGUGGCAAUCACAUCAUCUCUGGUACCUCUGAAUCCUGGCGUGGCAAAACCAUCCGCGUGCGGAAGCUCAAACCCUCUAUCCUGGGCUGCAACAUCCUGCGUGUGGAGUAUUUCCUGCAGAUCUACGUCAGCGUCCCAGGCUCCAAGAAAAUCAUCCUGGAGCUGCCGCUGGUCAUUGGGAGUCGCUCUGGCAUUGGGAGCCGCAGCUCCAGCAUGGCCAGUCAGACGAGUUCUGAGAUGAGCUGGGUGGAUCUGAACCUCCCAGAUGCUCCAGAGGCACCCCCGUGCUACUUGGACAUCGUUCCCGAGGAUCACCGGCUGGAAAGCCCCACCACUCCGCUCCUGGAUGAUCCUGAUGGGUUUGACAGUCCCAUCUUUAUGUACGCGCCCGAGUUCAAGUUCAUGCCGCCCCCCACCUACACGGAGGUGAGCACGGCGCCGGCACGGGAUGGGCCAGGUGGAUCUGGGAUCACCUGCCUGGAUCCCUCACCCGCUUCCUGCUCCGUCGCCCAGGUGGAUCCCUGUGUCGCCAACAACAACGUCCAGUGAGCAGCACGCCUGGCGGGUCGCUCCCGCGUUUCUGGACUCGGCUCCAUGUGCCACACGCCUGUAGCACGUCUGGCCCCACACACCUGGAGGGGAAGUGCUCCCGAGGAACUGCCACAUUCCCGAGGAACUGCUGCGUUCUCGAGGAACCACAGUUCCAGGGCCAUCCCGGGCACCCGAAUCUUGCGGAAAACCCCGGCACUAUGAGCUAGCAGAGAAUCCUCAAGGACUGGGGGGGGAGGCAAGGCAGAUCUGGCUGGAAAAGAGCUGGAGAACCUCGGCUGUCACGGCUGUUGGGACACACUGCCUGUCCUUGCCCUGUCAUGACAUCGUGACAGGCAGGAAAUUCUGGUUUUUACUAAUUCCAUCCUAAUUUUGUAACUCUGGGUGCUGCUCUGGCUGCCCUGCACUCCCGGCAAGGGAAGGGGACACUGACAUGAAUCCAUCCUGUCGCAACAAAACCUGGUAUCGCGACUGGCGCCUUUUGUACUCUUGGACUUUGUACGUAGAAUUUGGGGGGGGUGGUAGGAAGCACAAAAAUGCAAAUUUUGUACCUUUUUGUGGCCCCUGGGGGGCAAAAUUUGUAAUAAACAAAUGAAACGGU